Messenger RNA from Trichomycterus rosablanca, 958 nucleotides. Its product is annotated as Zinc finger protein 706-like. The transcript is spliced from 4 exons. Bases 136 to 366 code for a protein of 76 amino acids. Lineage: Eukaryota; Metazoa; Chordata; Actinopteri; Siluriformes; Trichomycteridae. The record is from RefSeq and is a predicted model, not a curated record.
AUUUCUAAAAUACAAUAAUAAUGCAACGUAAGAAAGAAACUAGAUGAGGACUUUUAUUUGUGAUGGGUGGUGUAUCCGCUUUCCUCCUCGUCGUCCCAUCGACAGUUUGCCUCGUAUAACGCCAAGGGAAGGGCAAUGGCUCGCGGGCAGCAGAAGAUUCAGUCUCAGCAAAAGAACGCCAAAAAGGCUGCAGAGAAAAAAAAGGCACAAGGAGCAGAUCAAAAGACCGCUGCCAAAGCUGCACUCGUUCACACAUGUCCUGUUUGCAGGACUCAAAUGCCAGACCCCAAGACCUUCAAGCAGCAUUUUGAGAGCAAACACCCCAAGUCACCCAUGCCCCCUGAACUAGCAGAUGUGCAGGCAUAAAUGACACUAGAAAUGUACAGUAUCUGCAUUCUGAGACCCUGGGGACAAAAUGAUGCAAUUCAGUUUGGCCAUCUGAUUCAGCUAAAAAACAGACUCUCUUGUUGACAGAAGACUUAUCGAUGGACUAAAGCACACCAGCACCCUUUGAUUUUAUAUUUUUGUAUGUAUUUUGCCUUCGUUCAGGCUAAUUGUCAAUUGUAGUGUGAUAUGUGCACUAACAGCCUCAUCAGGUUCCAUCAGGUUCCGUCAAGCCCCUCAGUAUUUAUCUGUCACUCUUUUAAUAUGUUUUCUUUUGCUACAUAUGCUUUGUAUUAAAACCAUAUUAUUACAAUAGCAUAAAUUAGCAUAAAACUUCAGCACAUUUAGUACUAAUGCUCGUACAGUCUGUUUUGUUCUUUCAACAUCAGCCAAGAUGAAAAUUGCAUCACUGUGUAAAUUGGGCAGGGUUAUUCGUUUUGGUCAAUUUAGUUAGCCAGAAUUGAUAAUUAAAAAAAAGUACACUUUGGAAAUUGGAAUAGUGGUGCUGAAAUUGCAAUAUUUGUGGGUAAUAUUUUUUUUUUUCUAAGGUUUUCAAUAAAUGUAUAAGCAUUUA